This is a messenger RNA of Sycon ciliatum, 2073 nucleotides long. RefSeq names its product DNA-directed RNA polymerase III subunit RPC8-like. Lineage: Eukaryota; Metazoa; Porifera; Calcarea; Leucosolenida; Sycettidae. The record is from RefSeq and is a predicted model, not a curated record. Gene Ontology annotation, cellular component: RNA polymerase III complex. The coding region runs from base 157 to 801 and encodes 214 amino acids. The transcript has 6 exons. Gene Ontology annotation, biological process: DNA-templated transcription; transcription initiation at RNA polymerase III promoter.
CAUAUUCAUGCAAUGCAGUUCAUGCCAGAUAUAUACAGUAGUGAGAUACAACAGUACAGACAAUCGAGAGAUGAAAUGAAAGAAUGAUGGGUUAGACUAAUAUUCCCGUUUCAGAAACACGUUCCUCAUUGGCAUUUGGGGGUGGGUGCCUUCGAUAUGUUCGUACUCGUAGCAAUGAAGGACCUUGUCGAGGUCAAGCCUUGGAAAUUUGCUGAGGACCGAGUUGAUACCGUCAGUUCAGAAUUGAACAAAAAGCUAGCCAACAAGGUCAUUCACAAUGUUGGUUUGUGUAUUAGCCUGUACGAUAUCACAGUGCUUGGAGAUGCUAUGAUCUACCCGGGUAAAGGAUCCUGUCAUGUCAAAGUCGAAUUCCGUUUCAUUGUCUUACGCCCGUUCGUUGAUGAAGUCAUCCUUGGCGAAGUACGCAGCUGCAGUCCUGAAGGCGUAAACGUGUCGAUGGGAUUUGAUAAGAAGGGAUCUAUGUUUGAUGACAUCUUCAUCCCAGCAGAUUAUCUCCCCAACCCAUCCAGAUUCAAUCGUGAAGACAAUGUUUGGGCAUGGGAGUACCCAACUGAAGACGGGGCCAGUGCUGAUUUAUGCAUCUACAACGGUGAGAAGAUCCGAUUCAGAGUCAUUAGCGAAACAUUCGUUGAUUGUACACCGUCGACACCCGAGCUUGCCGGGGCUGCGGCAGCUGCAGCAGCAUCUGGGACUCCAGUUCAGGAGGAGAGUCGCAUCCCGUACUCGCUAACAGGUUCCAUCAGUGAAGCUGGUCUGGGUCUUCUAUCAUGGUGGCAGUAGUAUACUGUACACGCUUUUCUUCCAGGGUCCGCACAACCCUUGAAAACCCUAAAAUAUACUCUUUUUUUAUAAGCUUCCAGUAAAGAAUAUACUGGAAAACCCAACAUCUGGUGAAAAUACAGUCAUUGUCCUGAAAAAAUCCUUGAAAUUCAGUUUUUUCAGGCAUUACGAUAUUCACUUGUCAGUACCCUGUGAUGCACAGUCAGCAUGGUCAGUGUCCUAUCGUGUAGACUCCAAGCUUGUUACCAGUGGUAGAGUCUUCACUGCAUGCAUGCACUCUGGGAUUGUGUACGUGGAGGAUGAUUUGGUGAUCGGUUUGAAGUCCUCAAAUUUAGUUUUUUUUCCCGAAAUAUACUUGAAUUUCCAAUGUAUGCCUGUGUGCGGACCCUGUCUACCUGUGCUGGUGCUGACAGUGCACAGUAAAUGUCAAGACUUACUUAGUGAAAGUAGAUGCAGCAGCGUGGUGUACCACACGCAAGCUGUGCACGGGCUACAGCUUCUGCAUAGCAGCUUCUGGACAGCAACUCAGGAGCUCCAAGUCAGGACACCAACCGGGCACAUCUGGGCCAGUGUGUAAUCAUGCUAUGCAAGUCAGCGGAUUGCGUCAACACCAGUGGCACUCCAUUCUGACGAGGAGAUAAGAUGACUACUCAGACCUAUUGGUGAUAUUCUUACUGUCAAGCUGGAUGUGAAACCAUCUUUAUUAAAAUAUGUGCCAUGUGUCCACACGAGUAGCUAUUCCACAACACUAUAAUAGGAUCAGAAGCAUUAAAAACACACAUGUCUUUUUUUCUUAAUCUUGAGUAAUGAACAGAAUAAUGUUAAUAAAGUGACUACGGAAUGGGAUCAUUGACUGGUCUGCCCGCGAACGCAGGUGCUGCUCCUGCUCCAGGCUGUGGGACGGUGUAGUUUGCCAGGCUGGCUGUCAUCCAGAACAUGAUGAUAGGCUGCAAGAUGGCGAUCAUCAGCAGGAGAUAGUUGCGUCGCUUAUUGCCAUGCGCUAUACCGUCGUCGCUGCCCGCCUGUGGCAAGAUCAGCAGCCGCAGUGUUCGCACCUGAGAAGGAAAUCAGCCAACAACAGACAACCAGUUACCUCAGCACACACCGUUAUGUUCACUGCUAUCAUAUUGAUCCUUGCUGCAUUUUGAUCCUUGCUGUUGAUGUGCCAUUAUGUCAUGCAUGUCAAGUACUGUAUUUUCGCUGUACAUUUAGAGGCUGCUUUGAUACUGACUGAGUUACAUAUAGCAAUGGCAAUACCUAGUGUUGAAAUGA